Teleopsis dalmanni is the source of this 1214-nucleotide messenger RNA. Its product is annotated as protein mab-21-like. The transcript has 2 exons. The coding region runs from base 97 to 504 and encodes 135 amino acids. The record is from RefSeq and is a predicted model, not a curated record. NCBI's taxonomy places the organism in Eukaryota, Metazoa, Arthropoda, Insecta, Diptera, Diopsidae.
CAUCCAAAUAUUGUUGCCGAAGUGAAGACAGAAGGAUUCGAUCUAUUGUCGAAGGAGAGCAUCAUUUUGCAAAAUAAGAAUAAUAAUGCAGCCAGCAUGGAGGGCGAUGCUUGGGUAUUGAGUUUCUUUGAAGCUGAAAAUCGUUUGUUGCAAGGUGGCUGCCGGCGUCGUUGUUUAAGUAUUUUAAAGACACUUAGAGAUCGUCACCUUGAUCUGCCCGGCAAUCCAAUCACAGCUUAUCACUUGAAGAAUCUCUUGCUUUAUGAAUGUGAGAAACAUCCGCGUGACUAUGAAUGGGAAGAGGCAUCCAUAGCUGAUCGUCUUAAUGGCAUCUUCUUGCAAUUAAUCUCAUGUUUACAAUACCGUCGUUGUCCACACUAUUUUCUGCCAAGUUUAGAUAUGUUUAAAGGUAAAUCUCCAAGCGCACUGGAACAGGCUGCGAAGCAAGUUUGGCGUUUAACACGCGAAAUGCUGACCAAUGCAAAUGCAUUUGAAAAAUUGUAAAAUUAAAGAAGUUCUAUAAAACCAAAAUAUUUCUUUAAAAAAAAAAUAUGAAAAAAUUCAAAAAAUACUAAAGAAAAUUAGCCGAACAAUGUGUGGAGUGUAACUGAAGGUGCUGUUCAAUGUUUGUUUUUUAGAUAACAGAUUUUUUUUUUUUAAUAAUUUUUUUUUUCCUUUUUUUCUAAUUGUUUACUAACAAUGAAGAUUUAGUUAGCAGGAUAUUUUGAUAAGGAUAUAUAAGAGUAUACGCGCCAGCGUGGCUGUUAAAAGCCGUUGCAUACAAGCCAGAUGCAAGUAAUCUGAACAUGAGUAAGAUUAAAUGUGAAAAAAAGAUUAAAAAAUAUAAAUGCCAACAAAAACUGUAAAAGAUGUGCGAAAAGACACAAAAAACUUCAAAUUAUUAAUAGCAAAAAAUUGAGAUUUUUAUUCUGAUAUGAAAAAUACUCAUAUGAAAUACACAAAAAAAAAAACCAUAAUCCUUAUAUCGCUAGUAAUAACAUAAGUAAAGGAUCAAAUGAGAUACAAAAAUAUACAACAAAAAAAAAAAAUUUAAACAAAAUGUUAUAAGAAAAUUCAGACAUAAAUAAAUAAUAAUUCAUAUGAUAUAAAAAAAUUAAACGGAAUGUCAAGAAGUAAUUAAUUCUAACUUCUUCAAAUUUUGAUUUAAGAUCACGGGCAUUACCUUGGUUUUUUUCAUAUUAAAAUUUAUUAAU